AUGGAUGCCCUGGGGGAUGGGAACUAUACUGAAGUGACAGAGUUCAUUUUAUUGGGCUUAACUGAUGAUCCAAUCCUUCAAGUCAUUCUCUUCAUGAUCAUCCUGUGUAUCUACCUGGUGACCAUAUUCGGCAAUAUCAGCACAAUCAUUCUUAUCAGAAUCUCUUCUCAGCUCCAUCAUCCUAUGUAUUUCUUCCUGAGCCAUUUGGCUUUUGCUGACAUGGGCUUAUCAUCUUCCUUCACACCCAAUAUGCUUGUAAACUUCCUGGUGGAAAGAAAUACCAUCUCCUAUUUUGGAUGUGGCAUCCAAUUUGGUUUUGUUGCUUUCUUUGGGGCAGCUGAGUGCUUCCUUCUGGCCGUUAUGGCAUAUGAUCGCUUUGUGGCAAUCUGCAGCCCACUGCUUUAUUCCACCAAAAUGCCCACACAAAUCUGUGUCCAAUUGCUUCUAGUAACUUACAUAGGUGGUUUUGUCAAUGCUUGCUCUUUUGCUUUUUGUGUCUUUUCUUUAGUCUUCUGUGGACCAAAUCGAGUCAAUCAUUUUUUCUGUGAUUUUGCUCCUUUAGUUAAACUCUCCUGUUCUGAUGUCAGUAUCCCUGCAGUUGUUCCCUCAUUUAUUGCUGGCUCCAUCAGUGGGUCUACAGUGUUUGUCAUAGUCAUCUCCUACAUCUGUAUCCUCUUCAACAUCCUGAAGAUGCGCUCCACUGAGGGGCGCCACAAGGCCUUCUCCACCUGUGCCUCACACCUCACAGUGGUCACUCUGUACUAUGGGACAAUCACAUUCAUUUACGUGAUGCCCAAAUCCUACUACUCAACUGACCAGAACAAGGUGGUGUCCGUGUUCUACAUGGUGGUGAUCCCCAUGUUGAACCCCCUCAUCUACAGCCUCAGGAACAAUGAGAUUAAGGAGGCUCUGAGAAGAAAACUUGCUAGAAGAAUAUUUUCUUAG
Molecule: messenger RNA, 945 nt
Organism: Diceros bicornis minor
Lineage: Eukaryota; Metazoa; Chordata; Mammalia; Perissodactyla; Rhinocerotidae
Product: olfactory receptor 5P76-like
Exons: 1
Coding region: 1-945 (314 amino acids)
Biological process (GO): G protein-coupled receptor signaling pathway; sensory perception of smell
Cellular component (GO): membrane
Molecular function (GO): odorant binding; olfactory receptor activity; G protein-coupled receptor activity
Source: RefSeq, a predicted model, not a curated record